CAAAUUUUCAACUGCUGAUUCAAUCCUUUCAUCUUGUCCUCUUAUCUUUCAAUAAACUUUGAGGCGUUGGGAAUAUGACGACACGAUAAAAAUCCUGGAUACGCGCCCCAACAGCUCCCACAUAUUUGUGGCGUCAGCCUUCAAACACACAACCCAACUCUUACAAAUGUAUAUAAGCUAGGAAAUUAUAUCAACCUCAUGCAUAUUAUAGGAAUAAUAUGUCAUUAGCUUCUCAUUAGUUGUAAUCUCUUGAAGAAAUAUCUACAUUACUUCAUAAACUUUGAAGCGAGAUUCUAAUGAGUAAUAGUUAUUACGUUUUCACGCAUCUCAGAAAUAAUUCAAUGCAGAGAGUAAAUUGAUUAUUUCAAUUGUUAUAGCUACGGACACGGGAUAAGAUGUUUGUGGAGAUCGGAUUAUUCCUUUUAUUGGUGUUGGUGUACGCGGUGCUGCGGGACAGGCGCCCCCGCAACUGCCCCCCUGGUCCGGCGGAGAUCCCAUUUUUUGGACGACUGCCAUUUUUCGAUGAAGAAACGGGCGAAAAUCUACGAAAAAACUACGGUAAUAUUGUCAUGUAUCGCACUGGGACUAUACGCUCGGUGUUCCUGUUCGACUACGACACCGCCAAGGAGGCCAUGGCACGACUGGAGUUCGCCGACCGCCCAGAUUUCUUCACCACUUUCAGCUUGGACGAUCAAAAACUUGGAGGUGUUAUUAGCAGCAACGGUGUGCACUGGCAGCACGACCGCCGUUUUGUGCUACGCAACCUGCGCAACCUUGGAAUGGGUAAGAAUCACCUAGAGGAAGCAAUUAAUAUCGAAGGCAAAGCGCUGGUGGAAGACCUCAAGAAGUACGGCGGUGAAGCCAUCAACUACCCCGACAGCUUCAGGACUGUGGCGCUCAACAUCAUCUGGCAGAUGGUAGCUAGUACUCGGUACGAUCUUCGCUCCAAAGAAGUUGAAACAAUUUAUCGCAUGACCAAUGAAUUUCGUGAAAAUUUUACCCCGUUGAUGUUAUUACCCUCGUUCAUUCCGGCAUUAGAUCAUCUGCCUAAAUCCAUCAAGAAUUAUUUGUUUAAAGAUGAUAUUUUUGAUCGCUUUGUGGAAGAAAUGAAGAAUGUCGUGAACGAAGCCGUGGACAAGCACCUGGAGGACUAUGACCCCGACAACCCCCGGGACCUCAUAGACGAGUACAUCAAAGACAUGAAGGAGAACGAAGGCGACGACAACUCUCUUUUCAGGAGGGGAGCUUUGAACCAAAUCGUCAACGACCUCUUCGGCGCGGGCUCGGACACUGUGUACAACAUGUUGAAGUGGGUGACCUACCUGCUCGCCCGGUAUCCAGAGUACGCAACGAGGAUGCAGCAGCAAAUAGACGCCGUUGUGCCCAGGGACCGCAUGGUGUCGCUCGAUUACAAACCGAGCUUGCCAUUGGUAGAAGCAUUCACCGUUGAAGCUUUGCGAUACUCGUCCUUGGCGGUGUACAACGCUCAGAGGUCAGCUCAUCGAGAUACAACCAUCAACGGCUACUUCAUCCCCAAGGGCACUAUGAUUCAGGUAGGCAACUAUUCUAUCCACCACGACCCGCGGUACUGGGACGACCCCCACAAGUUCUACCCUGAACGAUUCCUGGACGACAGCGCCACCAAGUACACUGCUCCAAACAUCGGCUUCUUCGCCUUCGGUUCAGGUCGACGUCCGUGCGCUGGGGAGCUGCUGGCCCGCAUGGAGCUGUUCCUCUUCACUGCCGCCAUCAUCCAGCACUUCGACGUCAUUCCUCCAAAGGGCGUGGUCCUCAGCCAAAAAGACAUAGUGAAUUUGGGAGGUCUUCGCACGCCGGCAGACAACAAGCUAAUCUACAGACCAAGAAACUAACAUUUCACAAACCUCUGCCAAACCCCACAUGGUUAGGUACAGACAUCGCGAUAAUUGAAUCGGCCGAGAAAAAAAUUAGCAUUUAAGAAAAAAUUGACAACUCUAUCGUCUCUGUAUAAAGUUAUACAUUGUGUAAAACUGUGGUCGCAAAUUUAAUAUAGCGCGAAUUUUUCCAGCUCCAAUGAAUAAAUCUAGAAAAUCGUAUUGUAGAAUAUUUCUUUCAAUACCACUCAAUUACGCGCCAUGCAGAGGCUCGUACUAUAUUAGUGGGCACUCGAUACUGAGUGAAUGAAACGUUCCAAUUCAGAAGCUUAUUGGCAUCUAAAUAAAGCAUAAUCGACGUAACGUUCAAAGUGAAAAAUGUGGUAAGAGCCGCUUUAGUGUUGCUGUACGUGGAGACCUUGUUUGAUUAUGUUAUUUUGAACAGGUUUCGAUUACGUAUUAAUUUUAUUAAACAUGUUUUGAUUAUUAAUUAGAUUUAACAGAUUUUCUGCAGGUUUUUGCAGACAAUGUGCGCGUUUUCAAUGCGACGUUAUGUGUGAGAUAGUUUUAUAAAAAAUUGGAACCGUGUUGGGUACGGUCGGUAACUCUCGGUCGACAGAGCAACUAUUGUUGCUCUGUCGGUAAUUAUGUUAUCAUGUUUGAUUACACAAAGAAUAGUUUUUAUGUGGUGGAAUAUAGGUGUUCUAGCAAGAAACGUUCGUAAAUUCUUCAUGCGCUGUCUAUUAAAUUGUGUCUUGACCUCA
Molecule: messenger RNA, 2617 nt
Organism: Hyalella azteca
Lineage: Eukaryota; Metazoa; Arthropoda; Malacostraca; Amphipoda; Hyalellidae
Product: cytochrome P450 2L1
Exons: 11
Coding region: 396-1871 (491 amino acids)
Molecular function (GO): oxidoreductase activity, acting on paired donors, with incorporation or reduction of molecular oxygen; iron ion binding; monooxygenase activity
Source: RefSeq, a predicted model, not a curated record